This is a messenger RNA of Centropristis striata (black sea bass), 3048 nucleotides long. It is a transcript of the gene col7a1l, whose product is annotated as collagen type VII alpha 1-like. The record is from RefSeq and is a predicted model, not a curated record. Gene Ontology annotation, molecular function: protein binding. The transcript has 22 exons. The coding region runs from base 1 to 3048 and encodes 1015 amino acids. Lineage: Eukaryota; Metazoa; Chordata; Actinopteri; Perciformes; Serranidae.
AUGUUAGGUCGCCAUGGGCUGGAGACAUAUGUCUCCCCCGGUGAAUCCUGGGAUUGUAGCCAAAGGAAGAAGGGCGAGAUAAUAGAGGCGGGAAAGCUCUCAUGCAGGACGGUGGUGCAGGCAGACAUAGUGUUUCUGGUGGAUGAGUCAUGGAGUGUGGGCCAGACCAGCUUCUCCAGGGUCAAAGAGUUCAUCUCAACCAUCAUCUCCUCCUUCAAAGAUAGUGUGGUGGGCACCGAGGGGGUCCGCUUUGGAGUCACUGUCUUUGGGGACUUCCCGAGGAUGCGGAUUGCUUUGACAGACUACAGCUCACUGGAGGAGGUGCUCAGAGCCAUCAGAGACCUCCCUUAUGAGGGGGGAUCCAGGAGGAUUGGCGAUGCCCUCCAGUUUUUGGUUGAUCCUGUGUUCAGCCCUGUCAUCAGACGAGACCAUGCCCCAAAGAUUGCCAUAAUGAUCACAAAUGGGCAUUCAGACGACCAGGUCGAUGACGCAGCCAGAGCUGUAGCUGACAAUGGGAUCUCUCUCUUUGCAGUAGGUGUUAGGGGAGCUGAUGAGUCAGAACUGAGGAGGAUUGUAUCAAAUCCACAGGAAGAGCACCUCUUACUGGGCGCUGACUACUCUCUCCUUGAAACCAUCCUCCCAAAACUAUCCCGCAGAGUGUGUUUUACUGCUUCAGAACCACCACUUCCUGUGAAAAGUUCCCCGCCUGUUAUAGAGCGUGUGGUGGGUCCCAGAGACCUGCAGAUUAGCGAGUUGGCCCACAGUUCCCUCAGACUGACAUGGAGCCAGGCCACAGGUGAUGUCACCGGAUAUCGCCUUCUGGUCUACCCUCUCAGCUCCAGUGGACACCUGCAACAGAGACAGGUGGAUCUGAAAGCAGAUGUGGCCUCAACAGUGGUUACAGAGCUGAGCGCUAAAACAGAGUAUUCCCUCACUGUCUACGCCAUCUACCCCAGCCUCAUAGGAGACUCUGCAACCAUCACCGUACAGACAACGCCUUUGCCUCAAGUGUCAAACUUCCGUGUUAUUGAGGAGGGCCUGUUCUCUCUGCGCCUGGGCUGGACGCCUCCUCUAGGGAAGGUCAACGGAUUCAAGAUCUUUAUCCCAAGAUCCAACCGACCAGGAUUUACUUAUGAGAACAUGCUCCCUGGAGAUGCUUCUUCUCAUGUGAUUGACAGCCUGGAGGAGGAUAAGAAAUAUACUAUCACUAUUUAUGCUGUUUACCCCCAGGGAACAAGUGAAACGGUUUCAAUAGUGGGCAAGACAUUAAAGCUGGUACAAGUUCAGAAGUUCCUGGUCCAAAAUGCAACCACAGACACCGUCCAGGCGAGGUGGGCAUCAGUUAAGGGAGCAUCAGGAUACCGUCUGACGUGGGAAGCCCCAGACGGCCACAUAGAGAACAUAAACCUCGGGGACAACUUUAACUUCUACAUGAUCCAGGGCCUACAUUCAGGCUCCGAGUACACCGUCACCAUCAACCCCAUCUUUGGUGACAUUGAGGGGCCCGUCACCAGCACCACAGUCAAGACAUUGGAAAGCAGUGCAGUGCAAACUUUGAAGGUGUCUGCUGUGAGCACCAGUACAGCUGUCAUCUCAUGGAACAGUGUCCCAGGAGCCACAGGGUACAGACUGGCCUGGGGACCCACUCCAGAGUUUGUCGGCCGGGACCGUCCCAGGCAGCUGGCUCUGAACGGCAGCACCACAGAGUACCAGCUGAGGAAUGUAGCCCAUGAUACUGAGUACGUCCUGUCUCUCUAUGUGCUGUUUGGAUCCGUGGUGGGGCCUGGCAUCAGUGCUACCUUCAAAACUUCUCCGUUGGGCUAUGUGUCCAACUUCAAGGUGUCGUCCUACACCAGCACCACCAUGGAUGUGGAGUGGAGUCCCAUUGUUGGAGCUACUGAGUACAAACUGACUUGGAACACAGGUGACAGCAGCCCUGAGUCACGUUACCUGGACCGCAGCGUUCUCUUCCAUCGUAUCGAAGACCUGAACCCACAGUCCACCUACACCAUCACCAUCUGUGCCGUGUACGGCAACUCAGAGGGACCAGAAAUCUCCUUAUCUCAGCUCACAGCUGCUGUCUCAGAUUCGCAGCCAAUCCAGGCAGUGAGGGAGGCGAAGGUUGUGGACAUUGGAGUCAACUCCUUCACCUUGUCCUGGAGGAAAACACCUGGAGCAUCUGGGUACAAAAUCUCCUGGAUCCCCUUCCUGGGGGGUGAUGAGAAGUCCCAGGUGGUAUCUGCUGCUUCCACAACUUUCACCAUCAACAAGCUGCGAGAGAGCUCGGCUUAUAAGAUCCAGGUGUCCUCCAUGGUGGGCAACAGGGAGGGAAGCCCAGUCCUGCUCACUGCACGCACCUUGGAUCUUCCAAAAGUGGAAGGCUUUGCUGCUCUAAACACCACAGACAGCAGCACUUUGCUGAACUGGACUCGUGUUGCUGGCGUUUCUGGGUACCAUCUCUCCUGGAGGCACAUCUCAGUGUUGGAGACUAAAACAGAAACUCUGGGUCCUGGUUUCAACUCGUUUAAGAUCAAUGAUUUGCUGUAUGGAAGAACCUAUAUUUUUGCCAUCAGACCUUUGUAUGGAGAAGUGGAGGGCCCCAUAAGCACCGUGUAUCAGAGGAUAUUGGGACAGGAUCGUCCGGUGGUAACAGUCCAGCCUGUUCCAGCCACAGCCGCCCCUCAUAUCACGACUGCCACCAAAACUGACAGCGCCAUCACUCACACAGCCACCAGGACCACCAGGCAGCCCAUCGCUGUGCCACCGACUAAAUCUGUAGCCACCAAGAAGCCUCCGGACAUUGUAUUCUUGGUGGAUGAGUCCUCCAGCAUCGGCGCUAACAACUUCAUCAAAAUGAAAGACUUCAUAUUCCGUGUGGCCACUUACUUCCCCGUCAUCGGUCCUCAGGGCACACAGAUAGCCGUGGUUCAUUACAGUGAUGAGCCUCGAAUUGAAUUCCGUCUAAGUGACUUCAAAGACAGAAACUCUGUGCUCAGGGCGCUCAGAGAGCUACGUUAUGGAGGGGGCAACACCAAAACAGGUCAGUGA